Cercospora beticola is the source of this 1743-nucleotide messenger RNA. Its product is annotated as sugar porter family MFS transporter. The record is from RefSeq and is a predicted model, not a curated record. Gene Ontology annotation, cellular component: membrane. Gene Ontology annotation, biological process: carbohydrate transport; transmembrane transport. Gene Ontology annotation, molecular function: carbohydrate:proton symporter activity. Lineage: Eukaryota; Fungi; Ascomycota; Dothideomycetes; Mycosphaerellales; Mycosphaerellaceae.
CUGCUUUCUGCUUCUUCGUUGUGUGUUGGUGUGAGCUUCUUGUCUCUCACACGCUUCGCUGAAUAUGCCUUUCACCAUCAAGCCGCCUGAGGGCACGCCUGGUAAGGCAUGGCCUGCUAUUGCUGUCGGCCUCUUCGUCGCCUUUGGUGGCGUCCUUUACGGCUAUGAUACUGGCACAAUCGGUGGCAUCCUUGCCAUGCCAUACUGGCUCAAGGAGUUCUCAACUGGACACACGGACGAGAACGGAAAUCCCGCAAUCACAUCCUCGCAGUCAUCCACCAUCGUCUCACUGCUCUCCGCCGGUACCUUCUUCGGAGCACUGACCGCAGCGCCUACUGGUGACUUCUUCGGACGUCGAAUCGGUCUGAUGGUCUCAAAUCUGGUCUUCUGCUUCGGAGUCAUUCUUCAAACCGCGGCCACUGAGAUUCCACUCUUCGUUGCUGGUCGUUUCUUCGCUGGAUAUGGUGUCGGUAUGAUCAGUGCACUCAUCCCUCUCUACCAGUCCGAGACGGCACCCAAAUGGAUCCGUGGUUCGAUCGUCGGUGCAUACCAACUGGCAAUCACGAUUGGACUUCUCCUCGCUGCAAUAGUCGACAACGCAACCAAAGACCGCAAUGACACUGGAAGCUAUCGCAUUCCGAUCGCCGUACAAUUCGCGUGGUCUAUUAUCCUGGUCGGAGGUCUCAUCAUCCUGCCUGAAACUCCACGUAUGUGGAUCAAGCGUGGUGAUAAUGAGCGGGCUGCAAAGUCGCUGGCUACACUCAGACGCCUCGAUGUCAAUGAUCCAGCUAUCAUCGACGAGCUUUCCGAAAUCACGGCCAACCACGAGUACGAGAUGAGUCUCGGCCAAGCCUCCUACCUCGACUGCUUCCGCGGAAACCUUGGAAAGCGAUUGGCAACUGGGUGUGGUCUUCAAGCCCUCCAGCAGCUUACUGGUGUAAACUUCAUUUUCUACUACGGAACAAGUUUCUUCAAGCACUCUGGUAUCGAGAACUCUUUCGUGGUCAGCAUGAUUACAUCUUCCGUCAACGUGGCUUCGACUUUCCCUGGCCUGUACAUGGUGGAAACCUGGGGACGCCGCAACCUCCUCCUCUUCGGUGCUAUCGGAAUGGCAGUCUGCCAGUUCAUCGUCGGCGGUGUCGGCACCGGGGCUGGUACUGAUGAUAUGCCAGCACAGAGAGCAUUGAUCGCUUUCGUGUGCAUCUACAUCUUCUUCUUUGCUUGCUCUUGGGGACCUUGUGCUUGGGUCGUCACGGGUGAGAUCUUCCCGCUCAAGGUCCGAGCCAAGUCUCUUUCGAUGACUACAGCCAGCAACUGGCUUCUUAACUGGGCUAUCGCAUACUCCACCCCCUACCUCGUCGACUCCGGCCCAGGAAACGCCAACUUGCAAUCCAAAGUGUUCUUCAUCUGGGGCACUUUCUGCUUCAUCUGCAUCAUCUUCGUCUACACUUUGAUCUACGAGACCAAGGGCCUCACUCUGGAACAAGUCGAUGAGCUGUACGCGAAGGUUCCUAACGCUUGGAAGUCGCCUGGCUUCGUGCCGACUGUCAACUUCACUGAUGUGGCAGAUAUUGCCCAUGAUGGAAGGAAGUCGAGUUUGGCAGAUAUUGAGGAUACUGUCAACAGGAAGAAAUCUGUGACGCACUCUGAGAAGGCGAUUGCAUGAUCAUGAGUGAUGGAAAUGUAUAGAGUGGAUAGUUUUGUAUUGCAUCUAAUGAGCUUUAUGAGCACAUGUCAAAGACA